AUGGGUGAGGAGAUUCCCAGAAGAACCAUGAAAUCCGGCCUGCCCGAACGCAUCGAAGAAACUAUAAGUGCUCAAAUCGCUUUGCGGAAGCAAGAAUCACUCAAUUCCUUUUCGAUGAUUGCUGAUGGUCCCGAUGAUGAGUUUAGGAGGUCAAACACAAAAGUGAUUGGAUUUCCCCAGCAAGAAGCCGAACACCGUGUGUCCACCCGGGAGCUGGGAGAGCAAGAUGGCCUCUGA
Messenger RNA from Protopolystoma xenopodis, 237 nucleotides. Lineage: Eukaryota; Metazoa; Platyhelminthes; Monogenea; Polystomatidea; Polystomatidae. The record is from the annotation of a GenBank genome assembly.